Molecule: messenger RNA, 5225 nt
Organism: Chara braunii
Lineage: Eukaryota; Viridiplantae; Streptophyta; Charophyceae; Charales; Characeae
Source: the annotation of a GenBank genome assembly
GAGGGUUUUGGCACACGUCAUCAUUCCACACCAAUCAACAGGGAAGAUUGAUUGAUUGGUCCGCCAGUGAUCAGUGGCGACCAAUCAACAGGGAAAUUUAAUUGAUUCGACACGUCAUCAUCCGCCAACAAUCAUCAGGGAAAAUUGAUUGAUUGGACACGUCAUCAUUGGUCAUCAGCCAACAAAAAAAUUGAUUAAUUGGACACGUCAUCAUUCGUCAUCAGUCACCCAUCCAGUCAACUCAAUGGCACACCAAAUCGCCGUCACUACUUUGCUGCAGGCUCUGCAGGCACUGUAUCAUCACCCGGACGCAGAAUUCCGGAAGGCUGCAAGCAGAUGGCUGGAAGAUUUUCAACAGGCGGUGGAUGCAUGGCAGAUAUCGGACAGUCUCUUACAUGAAGCUGGGAGUAGCCUCGAGGUGCAGUACUUUUGCGCCCAGACUCUGAGAACAAAGGUUCAGCGUGAUUUCGAGGAACUACCAACUGGAGCGGCACUAUCAUUACGCAGUUCAUUAGUGUCUCUGCUUGUGAAGUUCCGUCAAGGACCAGCUGCUGUUCGCACACAGCUAUGCAUGGCGAUUGCAGCAUUGGCUGGACAUAUGUCGGCUGCGGACUGGGAGCAGGGGGGUGGUGUAGUCAAAUGGUUGGCAGGGCAGUUGGGUUCCCCCACGGAGGCGAUGCCAGCAAUGCUGGAAUUGCUGGCCGUCAUCCCACAGGAAGCUUACAGCUUGAAACUUGCAUUGCGCCCGGAGCGAAGGCGGCAGUACUACGCUGAACUAUUGGCUUCGGUUGAUGAUGCUCUCAACCUUUUGGUGGCUUGCUUGAAUCAGGGUGGGAGUGAUGCUGAAGUCAGGAAUCAGCAGGUUCUGGGAGCUUUUGCGGCAUGGCUGAGGCUCAGUACGAGCUCACAAGCGACAAUUCUGGCAAAUCACCCAUUGGUCACUGCAGCGUUGGACGGCCUCGACUCGUCGGAGACAUUUGAUCAAGCGGUAGACGCUGUUUGUGAGUUGAUUAAGUUGACUGUGAGUGGAAGUGAGCCAACGAAAAUGGCGGAGUAUAUGCCUUUAGUGCAAGUGCUUGUGCCAAGAGUGAUGGCUCUGCGUCCAAGGUUUGCAGCAGCAGUGAAGGCUGCAAUUGCAGAGAGGAAUGCGGAUGAACAGCAGGAUUCUGCGAAGGGGCAGCUAGAUCUUUCUCAAGAGGACGAGGAAACAACAAAAGGCAUUGCGCGGCUGUUUGCGGAGAUGGGUGAGGCAUAUGUUGAUUUGAUUGCUAGUGGGUCAAGAGAAGCAAUGCUUGUUGCAGAGGCACUGACUGAGGUGACCGCACAUCCUGACAGUGAUAUUGCAAGUACCACAUUUCAAUUUUGGCAUCGUUUACGGCUGGCUCUCUUCGGAAGUGGUGAGGAGGAUGGUUCCAGGUUGCCGGACGUAUCACUGGUUGAAACAGAUAGACGUAUUGCUAUGUUCCGGCCGCUGUUUGAACUCCUUGUAUCCCUGGUGAGUGGUCGCGUCAUGUAUCCAGCUGGAUUUGAUCAGUGGAGAAGAGAUGAGAAGGUUGACUUCAAACGCGCACGAUAUGCUAUUGCGGACUUGCUCUUGGAUGCGGCAGCAGUCCUUGGUGGGGAGGCAACGGUAAAGCUGCUUGCCCAACCUUUGUUUCAGCUUGCCUCUGCAGUUGACGAUGACGAGUCCUGGAGCUGGCAGACGGCAGAGGCGUCACUGUACUGCAUUCGCGCAGUUGCUGAAGCGGUCCCCAAAUCUGAGGCAACUAUUCUGCCCAGGAUUAUGGCGAUGCUACCAACGUUUCCCAAGCAGCCGCAGCUUCUGUACACAGCUUCCUUGACGAUUGCGGCGUAUUGCGAUUGGCUAGCGGUUGCUCCGCAUGCGUCGACAAUGCUUCCCCCGCUGCUCGGUCUGCUAACGAGUGCUCUGUCAGCACCUGAUGAUGCGCCGCCAGCAGCAGCCCUUGCGCUCAAACAUGUGUGUGACGCCUGCCGAGACCAUCUGGUUGGUUCAAUCGAUGCUUUGCUGCACGUGUAUCAGCGUGUCAUGGCUGGGGAGGGCAUUGACAGCAGCUCACGACUCAACUUAGCAGCAGAUGAUGAGCUGCAGGUUGUUGAGGGACUCAGCAAGGUUAUCAGUGCACUGUCGCCUGACCGUGUUCAGAGUGCUCUUCAGGCUUUAUGCAUGCCACUCGUGGUUCCCUUACAGGAAGUUGUUAGAAAUGCCCAGCAGGCAGGACCACAGGAUGUGCCAAGUGCUGGCCAAUAUAUUGUACAUAUUGAUAGAAUUGCGAAUAUUUUCAGGUAUGUUCAUCGACCGGAGCAUCUAGCGGUCGCCUUCGAGCAGAUGUGGCCUCUUCUGAGAGUUGUCUUUGAGCAAAGGGCAAGCGAUACCCGUGUUAUGGAGAGGCUUUGCCGUGCAUGCAAGUAUGCGAUUCGAAGUGCUGGCAAGCACAUGGGACCUGUUAUUGGCCCGUUGUUAGAGGAGGUCCAGAGGUGGUUCGCAGAACAUAGACAACCCUGUUUACUUUAUGUUGCAAGUGAAGUUAUCAAGGCAUUUGGUGGAGACUCUUCCUGUGCUGCACCUCUGGGGUCCCUCAUACAAGUGCUUUUUUCGCAAACAAUCCAGUUGCUAAGGGAUAUCAAGGACUUCACCAAUAACCCAGACACUGCGGAUGAUUGCUUCCUUCUCGCAUCAAGAUGUAUCCGAUACUGUCCCCACCUCAUCGUGCCAACACCUAUCCUCCCGCAGCUGCUCGAUUGCGCUAUGGCGGGCAUGACGGUUCAACACAGAGAGGCAUGCAAGUCCAUACUUGCUUUUACGGAAGAAGUUCUGCUUCUUCCGUUGUUGGAUGACAAGAUAUCAUAUCGACCCGCAGUGGAAGCAGCUGUUGUGCCGCGUGGUAGCACAAUGAUGAGGAUUUUGAUCGGUUCUCUUGCUGGAGCUCUGCCAACCUCAAGGACAGAUGAGUUGGUUGGUGUGGUUAGUGCGCUUGCAAGGUUGUGCGGUCCGAUGGCAGUGCAAUGGGCAACGGAAACGGUUUCACGCAUCCCGACUAUCGCGGUCACUGAUGCUGAGAAGAAUGCAUUUGUGCAAGCCAUCACCACAACAGCUACAGGUGCGCAAGCUCAAGCCUUGGUGGCAGCCAUGGAGGAGAUGUCCGACGUCUGCCGACGGAACAAGAAGAUCUUAGACUCUGUGCAGACUGCCUUGCAGCCUCUGCAGCUUGCUCUUCCAACUCCCGGGUAGCAAAUCCCAGCAAACCGUCGCGAAGCAAAAGUACAGGAAGCAGGAUGUGGGGGGAAUCAAUGGAUUUGGGCUCUAUUUCUGACGUGCACGUCGCCGGCAUUCAAUCUGCCGCGUCUGCUGCCUGCACAGCAUACCCAGACAGAGAAAAGACUCUAACGAUGUUUGCGUCCAAAUGCACUAUAACAAGGCAUGUGCUGAGCAACCCCCUUCCCCGACCUCACCCAGCCAACUGCCCGCACACACGCGCCUACGCACACACACCUACACACACAUGCACUGCAUGCGCACGCACACGCGCACUCAUCCGGGUGGAAGAGGGCGCUGUUGUCGUGAAAAUCCACAACACACACACACAUACACACACAACGACGACAACACAUACGCACUGCAUGCACACACACACACGUACCUGCAUACGUACGCAGGCACACAGAAACACACUCAUGCUUUCUUUGUGGAGUCGUGUAUAGCGAACAUGACAACACACAUACACACACACACACACACACACACACACACACACACACACACACACACACACACACACACACACACNACACACACACACACACACACACACACACACACACACACACACACACACACACACACACACACACACACCUCGCACACGCACACAUGCACACACAUGCACAUAAACGAUUGUGUUUCCCCACACACGUACACAGACAAACACAAAUGCAUGUGCAAGCUGAGGGUUUCUUACAUGGUAGCAUGAUUCUCUGUUAUCAAGUCAUGAACGUGUAGUGGACGAGUGCAGCAUAGUCAUGAUCUCGUAGGGAAAGUUUGCAGCACUAGCUGCUGCUCACCAGUUGCAGCAUUAUUAACUCCCUAAGCCCUCUUUGAUUGACCAGCUUUGCAUGGCAUGGGCACUUAGCUGUACAGGUGCUCAUGAUGCAGUAUUAUCCGAGUGGUGUAGCAAUUGGUUAUUAUGUUCUUUGUCCGAGCUUGUUCAAGUCAACCUGGCAAAGCUUUUUAAACCAAUAACUCCAUCGGGACCGAUGUUGACGAACCAGAAGUCGCAUUUCCCCGAGAGCCUAAAAUCUAUAGUGCUGCGGUAUGAAGUCAAAGUACAUCUCUUACGAGGAGUUUCUUUCAUAUGUCAAGGGCUGGUAAGGUUUUGCGCGGUGAGGAAAAAUAGUUGUGGUAGUACAGUGGUACCCUUCCCCACCAAACCUCUACUGGCGCCUGGGCCUUGUAGAUUUUGGCCCGGUACUUGUAGACAAGAAAAAUGAACAGUGCAGGGGCCGUUGGAGUGGUGGCUUAACUUCGUUGAUGGAGUGGCAGGCUGGCUAUACUGGAGCGCCAGAUGGCUAUAGACAGCUUGGGUAACGGGAUAUAUAGCUAAUUGUCCCUUUUGCUAGAUCAACGAAGCGGGCAUUCUGAGUAGCUGGAGGGCUGCUCUGGAUGGCUGCCUAACUGCCAGCUUGGCAAUGUGGGGCAUGCCAGGUGACUGGAGAGCUUGCUGGUUGGCAGCUUGCUAAGCGGAUGGCCGGCUUGCGAUCUGGCCACCUGUCAAAUUGGCAAGCUGGUAAACACUGCCAUCUGUGGAACUGGCCUUCCGACUCCGGGGCUAACUGGCUAUCUGGCCAGCUGGCUGGCUGGCUAUGUGGCUAUGUGGCUAUCUGGCCAGCUGGCUGGGUGGCUAUGUGGCUAUCUGGCCAGCUGGCUCUGCGUCUAUCUGACCUGUUGGCUAUGCGGCUAUCUGGCCCGUUGGCUAUGCGGCUCUCUGGUUAUCUGGCCAGUUGGCUAUGCGGCUAUCUGGUUAUCUGGCCAGUUGGCUUUGUGGCUAUCUGGCCAGUCGGCUAUGCGGCUCUCUGGGCACUUGGCUAUGUGGCUAUCACGCCAAUUUGCUAAGUCACUAUGUAGCCAGUUCCAUACACAGCUAUCUGGGCCUAAUCUGGCCAGUUCGCUAUGCACCAAUCUGGCCAGUUGGCUUAAAAGGGCUUUUAGA